Molecule: messenger RNA, 702 nt
Organism: Laccaria bicolor S238N-H82
Lineage: Eukaryota; Fungi; Basidiomycota; Agaricomycetes; Agaricales; Hydnangiaceae
Exons: 9
Coding region: 1-702 (233 amino acids)
Source: RefSeq, a predicted model, not a curated record
AUGGAGGCACUUCUUAAAUCGAAUCCAGUUGAACUCUUACAUCAGAUCCAAUCUGUAGGAUACAUACAAGUUAUUCUGAUUUUUCCCUAUCUUACAACUGCUCACAUUCUCGGGUUGCAAGUCACUACCUGGGACUUAGAAAAGAAAAAGUGGACCAUUGUGACUGUCCUCUUUGUGAUUAACUAUCAUGCAAUACCGAAUCUGUUAAAAAUUGUCAUUUUGGUGGUCAUCGCAUUUACUGCUGAAAUCCUCGCAAUGCUAGUAAUUGACUUCUUAUAUUUGCGCCACAUCAUUAUGGGCAUUGAACCCCUCCCUGGUGUCCACAUGUGCAUAUCAUAUCCCACGAAUUGGUAUUUUGUGUCCUGGAUUCCAAUAUUUGGUUAUGAACUCUUGAUCCUCAUACUUGGAAUACGAGCUGGAAUAUUAUUCUUCAAGGAAGCAAGAAUGCUCCCCUCAAAUUUUGGAAAACAGUCACUACGUUCCAUUCUGCUGCGUGACAGCAUAUUGUAUCCUAUCAUGCGUCUCCAAUGUCUUGGGCUGGUCAAAGUCGAUGAGGUCUACCACACUGGUCGCAGCUGUCUUGGUCCAAUUAUUCUCGAGAGUUUUAGGCAGUCGUCUCAUUCUCAACCUUCGGGAAGCAUAUUAUCUUCCUUUCCAGGAAGAGUGCAGCCUAAAUGGACGGCUGCCAACUCUCAUUUUUAA